Messenger RNA from Aureobasidium pullulans EXF-150, 3728 nucleotides. RefSeq lists its product as uncharacterized. The transcript has a single exon. NCBI's taxonomy places the organism in Eukaryota, Fungi, Ascomycota, Dothideomycetes, Dothideales, Saccotheciaceae. The record is from RefSeq and is a predicted model, not a curated record. Bases 1 to 3648 code for a protein of 1215 amino acids.
AUGGCAGGACUCGGAUACCUCAUUCCUGGGCUCAUCUUGGGUCUGGGAAGCAGCGUCUCUGCAUCUCCUUUGGUAGCCGGGCCUAUGAACUCCACAUUUACAAACGUCACUUCCAACCCCCACUUCAGUAACUAUACCAGCACCAAGACCAUCUUGAGUACCGCCACUAUCUACAACGCGGCAAGCACCAAUGCAGUCGUUGUUGCAUCCAUUGGCGGACAACAGUCAGGCUCUUCCUCUGGCGCCUCUAACAGCCCUGCUCAUGGGUCUGACUCCGGUUCCUAUGCUGGUGUAGCUUUCGGCUCGUCGGCUGCAUCUUCUGCUGUUGUGGUCCACGUCGAUUCACAAGCAAAGUCUCCUGCAAGUUCAGACGCAUUCCAAACCGUAAUUGUCACCCAGACGGUUGCUGGUUGUGGUAUCCCUACCUCCUCCUCGACUGCCAACCAUGCUCCAUUCGCAGCCGCCUUGUCUUCCACUACUCCACAGUAUGCUGCCGCCAUCGUCCAACCUGCCGUUCAUUGGGACUUUCCCCUUGACAACCUCGACAACCUGAUUCCUUCCAAGAAUGCCAACCUCUACUAUGGUCUUGCUGACCCCAAGGUUGAACAUCCCUUUGCUUCCGUGGUCACUGACAUGACUCACGAUACUGUCGUCCUCGAUCACUCUUCGUACAUCUCUGGUACUUCUUGUUCUGAAGAGGGCAUUCUUGUUUCUUUCACCAGUACACAAGCCUUCAACUUGGCUUGCGACAGCUGGUCGACUGUUUCUACUGGACUUGUACUCUCUACAUUCUCGGAUGGAUGUCAUGGGGAUUCCGAGGACCAGCGAACUUUCUGGUUGAUUGCCUCUCUUACCUUCGAUAAGAAGACUCUGACCAUCAAAGCCUUUGUCAGUGCGGAGCUUGAUAUCGCGCAACUAUUCGAACAAGUAGACCUUGUCUGGGGAAGUUACAUCCCCGCAAGCAGUGGUAUCCCUGCUAUUGGAGGUAGCUCGACCUCUGCCGGAGGUGCCAAGUCUACUUCUGCCUCGACUUCUGGUGCCAGCUCAGGCGCUGGUUCUACUACCAGAAGCGGCGCUGUGCCAACCAGUACUUCCGCGGGUAACGCCACCCUCAACGGAUCUGGCUGCGGAGCUGCUCCCUCAUCUGUCAUUGACGGCCUGCCCGCAAUUGACUGCGGUGAUGCGGAUUUCGAUUCUCGCCUUGAUGACCGCAUCGGAUACCUUGAUACAACCUCCAGCAACUAUGCCUCUAGUAUUGAAGAGUUCGUUCCGGACGUUGAUUUCAGCUCAGAAGAUCUUCAAAACGAUAACGCAGACCUUACUCGUCGUGACAUCGUCCGUCUACAGAAACGCGCUUGGUAUGAGUGGCCAAAGAAGGCAAUCAAGAAGGUUGGCAGCGUCAUCGUGACAGGAGCUCAAAAAGCCGGCAACGUCAUCAAAGCAGGCGGAGAGAUUUUGGUCACUGUGGCCUCAGGUACUGGUAAAAUAUUAGUCGCAGGUGUACGCUCUGUGCCUAUAGUCGGCACAGGCUUGGACCAGCUCACUGGUGGCGCUCUCAAAGACCUUUCCGACUUCAACCCCUCUAUCGGUGGAUCUCAAGAAUUCAACUACGGUCCUCAAGCCUCUGUCGACUCACCUUGGGGUAAGGCAGCAUCUAUCUACUCCAAGCAGAAGGACUUCAAGGGCGACAAAGGCAAUGUCGCUGUCGAUCUAUACUGUGUCGACUGCGGAGUCAAAGGCAAGGUCUCUAUGGCUGGCCAAGCAAAGUGGAACGCAAAGGAUGGCCUCCAGUCUCUCAACGCCGGCAUCAACGCCAAUAUCGAAGCUGGUAUUCAUCUCGGUCUGGUCGCAUCUGCGUCUUACAAGGACGAGAAGUCCAGCAAGAUCAUCAACCAGCCUCUUCCUGAAGUCGGUGUCUCUGUCGGCAAGCUUUUCACCGCUGGUGUUUACCUGAGUGUUGAUGCUAAGGCUGCUAUUGAUGUCAGCGCGGAGGGUCAAGUACUUGUUGGUGUCGUCAUGACCAUUCCCAACUUCGAGGCCAAGCUCAAUCUCCUCGAUGCAUCAAGCUCGACGAAGUCCUCUGUGACUGGCUUCACACCUACCUUCAAGGAAAGAUUCGAGGCUAAGGGCAAGGUUGGUGCCCAACUCACUCUGAGCCUACCCAUCGCUAUCAAUGCUGGUAUUGAGAUUCCUCCUCUCAACAUGAAGAGAGUAUUGGCCUUGAUUGAGGAGCCUAGUGUCUACGGCAACCUCACUCUUGCCGCAAGCACGGCAAACUCUGAAGUCGCUAGUGAAACCUGCAACAACGGUAUCGAGUACUUUGCUAAUCUUCAGAACGAUGUCAAGCUUGAUUUCCUUGGCCUCAAGACCUUCAAUCUCCACCACUACGACUCCAAACCUCUCUUGCAGGGAUGCAAGAAGUUUGACGGCUCAAAGGCAACGUCCAAGGUCUCCUCCGCUAUCUCUUCUGAGGCAACAUCCGAGGCCUCUUCUGAUGCGACAUCUGCUACCACUGACGCCAGCUCUGCACUCACUACUGCUGCCAGCACCGCUAUCACGAGCCCGGUCUCGACUGCUGUUGCUACCACUGGAGCCACAAGCGCUGCUACCACUGAUGAACCUUCGGCCACCAGCAAUGCUUCCGAGCCUACAGCUACCAGUGACGAGUCCGAACCCACUGCCACCGACGAGCCUACUAUCACCGAUGGCGCGGACACACCAGUUGAGACUGACUCGCCCGAGCCAACCACAACUGAUGGUGCUGAGACUCCUGAGGCUACGGACGACGCAUCUCCCUCGCCAACUGACGAUGAGACUACUUCGGCACCAACUGAGGCGCCCACUCCGGACACUGGCGAGAGUGCUUCCGAUGAGAGCCUCCAAAGACGCCAUGCUCGUAGCUUCUUGACUCGUCGCCAGGACAACACUACCUCGGUUGAUGAUUCAGCUACUGACGACGACGACGAGAACUACGUCUUCGACGAUGAAAACAACUAUGUCGAGGACUUCAACAACGAUGUCGCUACAGCCGCUGACCUUGCCGAUGAUGCGAUCGGUGACUACUCCGAAGACCCCGAUAACACCGCCUUCCUUGAGAACACUGCAAAAGCACUCGAACUGGCGUCUACUCCUGACGCGCCUACCAACGCCAACUACACACAGCUCAUCAACGUCCAAAAGACUCUGAUCGUCGUACCCAGCACCAACGGAAACCUUUACGCCGCAACUUACAGUGAGGAACUGAUCCAAACGAACGGAGCACUCUUCGGAAACUACGACAACGCAAUCUUCGGUGACGACAGCGGCCGCAUUCUCCACUUCCACCCAGAUGAAAUGAAGGUCUACGGUGCCAGUCGCCUGCGUCUGAGCGACGAGGACAGCAUUCCCAAAACCGCUGAUUUCAUCACCAUGACUUUGGAAGAUGUCGAGGAUAACGGAUCGGCCUACUUCGCUGCUGAUACAUAUGGCAAUUUGUACAAUAUCGUCAUGUGCAAUUUCGCCAACAAUGCUGUCAGCAAACUUUUCGUUGUCAAUGGACAAGAUGGUUUGGACGCCUUGACCAGUAACCCGAACGUCAGGUUCACUGUUACUGGCGCCCCUGUUCAAGACUGCUACCCUCUGGCUCUUAUUGAUGCCCCUGCAGCUUGAACGCUAUGAGCCAACAUGCUCUGAUCUUCCACAUCUCUUUCUUCUGAUCAACGUCUUAACCUUUUCUUGUUUCUUAUGUC